AUGUCUGGAAAACUAGUUUGCAUUGCUGAUUUUGAAGAGUAUGCUAAAAAAUUCCUCCCCAAAUCAGUGUAUGAUUAUUACCGAUCCGGAGCAGAUGACCAGGAAACGCUAGCAGAUAAUGUAGCAGCAUUUUCAAGAUGGAAGCUGUACCCCCGGGUACUCAGGGAUGUGUCAGUAAUGGACCUGUCAACCUCAGUCUUGGGGCAGAAAAUCAGCAUGCCGCUCUGCGUUGGAGCGACUGCUAUGCAGCGCAUGGCUCACGCUGAUGGAGAGACGGCUACUGCUAAAGGUAAACCGGGCAAAGUGCCCCCCCGCAGCGAGUUAGAGAUGAGCAGA
Messenger RNA from Balearica regulorum gibbericeps (East African grey crowned-crane), 336 nucleotides. The record is from RefSeq and is a predicted model, not a curated record. Lineage: Eukaryota; Metazoa; Chordata; Aves; Gruiformes; Gruidae.